AUGGACACCGAGCCCUUCGACGAGGCGGAGCUCCUGGUGCUCCCAGCGUCCCCCGUCGCGUCCCCGCCUCGCUGCCUUAAGCGCCUCAAGAAAUUAUCCUCCCAAACCACCGCCGCCACUACAACUGCCACUACCACCAGCUUUCCUGCCGGCUCCCCGCCUCCGCCUCUGUCGCCGCCGCCGCAGGCCGAGGCGACACCGGGCCAGGAAACCCUAGCGCCGAGCCCGUCCCCUCCCCGCGACCCGUCCCCGCGCCCGCCGACGCCGCCAGAUGCGGAUGCCCCGACCCCGCUACCGCAUUCCUCUCCCGCCCCCGUGUCCUCGCCGCUGCCGCCGACCGACACCCCCGACGACGACAGCGACGAGUACGAGGACGACGGGCUCGACCCGCUGUUCUCGGAGACCGUCGUUGCCGGGGUGUGGGACCCGCUGGGCACGCCGGCCGAAGGGGACGGUGAGGACGACGACGACUUGGGGCUGGGAGGCGGCGGCCUCAUCGAGGAGCUGCGGAGGGAGCAGAUGUCGGCGAAGAAGCGGCUCGACAUGGACGAAGCUGACGGGGAGGUGGCUUCCGGGGCGGCGGCGGAAGGCAAGGGGAAGAGGAGCAAGAGGAAGAGGAAGGAGGCGCCGCCGCCCAAGGAGUCGGUCCGGGAGAAGAAGCGGUCUGAGAAGGAGAGGAGGGCGCAGCUUGAUUCGAUCCAUGCUGAGUCACAGAGGCUGCUGCGAGAGACGAGGAGGGUCUCGUUCAAGCCAAUUGUGCAGCCAGUUCACAAGCCCAUCUCAUCUGUCCUGGAGAAGAUCCGCCUGCGUAAGAUGGAGGUUCUGAAGAAAUCACAUACAUCUAUUGAAGACAGUGAUGACAAUGAUGCUGCUCCAGAGCCAGUGAUUGAUUCUGUUGUGCAUUUGGAUGUGCCUCAGUCUAAAGAAGUGACACUUGAUGAUAGAUAUUUGAGGAUUGAUGGCGCUGAAAAGGAGCUUGGAACAAACAGCCAUGGCCUUGAUCAGUGUGAUAGUGUUCAAGAGGAUGAGGAUGGUUUGAGUUGCAAGGAGAAGGAUAUCCAUAAUUGUGGUACCAAAGCUUCAGAUGAGGAAAUUUCUGAUCGAUUGCAAGAGAAUCAUGAGAACACCCAGCCAAGUGAUAACCAUAACGAUUUGGUAGAUCAAACUCAACUGCCCCAUUCUUCAAGCCCUACCGAGAGUACAGAUGAAACUUCAUCAGAAGAUGAAGAAGAAGAUAAUGAUAAAGAGAACAUGGACCCAGGCACUCAGAAUAAUGAUGUACAUACUCAUGAACACCUCCAACGAGCCAUUGGAGGAGACUCAUGCUCAGGUGAUGCCAUCAUAAAGGAUUUUCUAGAUGAUGAAGCUGAGGAAGAGGAUGAUAGUGACAAUGACAUGAUGAGAUUUAAGGACAAUGAAGAAGAUGAUGGAAGUGAUGAAAACGAGGUAUUCAAUGAUCUAAUAGCAGCUGGCUAUGAAGAAAAAGAAGUAGAUCAUGAGAAGCGUAAUGAACUCCACCAAAAGUGGCUUGAGCAACAGGAUGCUGCUGAAACAAAUAAUGUUAUGCAAAGGCUGAAGUUUGGUCAUCAGGAGCAAAAAGCAUCAGCAUAUGAAGAUGAAGACGAAGACAAAGACGAAGAUGUAGAAGACUGUGAGGAAGGAUCACAGAAUGAAGAUUUAACUCCAACAAAUGUUGUGCGACAAAAUUCGGAGAAGGCAAAACAGAUGAUUGCAAAGAUGUUCGAAGAUGAUAAUGAUACUUACGAGCACUCGGAUGAUGAGGAAAUAGAGGAGCAUUUGGCUCGUCAACGCAUUUCAAAGCGAGAAGUUGAUAGUAAUACAUUCAUAUCCCCAUUAGAAGAUGACAGCUCAAGGGAAGUAUUUAGUCUAAUAAAGAAGCUCAAUAUUGCUCCUCAGCCUAAGCGGAGAGGAAAGCAAUCAACAUCAAAUCAUGAAAUGCUUAUGGCUGGAAGGAACAGCAGUGCUUCAAAGUCAUCAUUUCUUGGACGAACUGCCAGUGGUUCACUGGCAUCUUCUCACAGAUCAGUCUAUAGAUCCUAUGUAUUUGGUCGUGAUGACAGCAAUAGCAGCAGGAGUUGCAUUUCUACUUCAGAGAGUAAUUCAGAUAUGGACCAAACCAACUCUUCUCAACCCAAGAAGGCCAAGUUCAGUUCACAGCCAAAACCAGUGGGGACAAGGGCAAAUACAGAGUGUAACACGAAUUCUGGUGUUUCCCUCUUUGACAUCCUGCGCAGGACUUCAGAGCAAAGCAGUCAGGAAAGCUGUAACACAAUCACAGAGAGUCAAGCUGUGCAUCAGUUCUCGGCAUUCAAAUUAUCAAGGAGGUUUUCUAGGAUUUUGAAUUCUGACCACCGGCCUGGAAGUGCAGGACGAAAGCUGUCUAGAAAAAGGCCUCAGGUGAGGCUCAUGAAAAAGGGAGAUGAGAAUGGCUCCUAA
Miscanthus lutarioriparius is the source of this 2457-nucleotide messenger RNA. The record is from the annotation of a GenBank genome assembly. Lineage: Eukaryota; Viridiplantae; Streptophyta; Magnoliopsida; Poales; Poaceae.